This is a messenger RNA of Cladocopium goreaui, 837 nucleotides long. Lineage: Eukaryota; Dinophyceae; Suessiales; Symbiodiniaceae. The record is from the annotation of a GenBank genome assembly.
AUGGCAGCCAAGGCUACAGCCAUGAAUCUUCAGCUGAAGGCCUUUGUGAUCCUCAGCUUGGUGGCUUCAUCUGGGCUGAGCCUCUCAAGCUUGGCUCUCUGCUUCAUCUUCCUCCUGGGGCUCAAGACUGAGCUCAGCACCUUGGUGCAGGUUCUGCAGAACCUCAGAGAUGACCUUUGGUAUGCUUCUGAUCAUUCUCAGCAGAGGCUUGACUUCAUCUCAGAGAAGGUCAGGGCCAUGGAGCUCAGGAUGGAUAUGACUGGAGGAAGUACCUGGGACACUCUGAGGCACCUCAAGCAGCAUUUUGAAGAGUUUGACCCUCAGGCAGGUGGUGCAGCUUUGUUCUCAGAAUUCUUAGUGAAGAAGCGCUGGGCACUUCUCAGUGGACCUGUCUCCCACUGGGACCAAGAAGCUCAGUUCACAGAGUGGGACUUGCUGCUGAGCACUGCUAUCUUAGCCACCAGGGAGGGUGUCAUGUACAAUCGAUUCCUCAGGGCACUCUACAGCAGGACUGCCUCAGAUGAAGAGCUCAGGCAGGAGACCCUGGUGGUGGAGAACACUCAGCGACCUGAGCUCUCAGUACUUUGGGCCCGCCACCAACCUGAGAAUGACAUCAAUGAGUUGCUGGCCUCAGCACAUGCUUUCAGCUGUGCUAAGCAACAUUGGCUCAGUGCACAUAGCAGGGAAGUAGGACUCAGAACCAAGGCUGAGAGGCUCAAUGUGCUUAGCAGCAUAGACCUCUCAGAUGUGGCUGAGCCUGACCUACUUUCUCAGUGGAACAUUGAAGCUGAGGUGGAAUGGCACCUCAGUGAUCUACAGGCUCAGAAUGAAUUCUGA